Arvicola amphibius (Eurasian water vole) is the source of this 414-nucleotide messenger RNA. RefSeq names its product late cornified envelope protein 1C-like. Gene Ontology annotation, biological process: epidermis development. NCBI's taxonomy places the organism in Eukaryota, Metazoa, Chordata, Mammalia, Rodentia, Cricetidae. The transcript has a single exon. Bases 1 to 414 code for a protein of 137 amino acids. The record is from RefSeq and is a predicted model, not a curated record.
AUGUCCUGCCAGCAGAGCCAGCAGCAGUGCCAGCCCCCUCCCAAGUGCACCCCCAAGUGCCCUCCCAAAUGUCAGACACCAAAGUGUCCUCCAAAAUGUCCUCCUAAGUGUCCCCCUAAGUGUUCUCCUGUCUCUCCCUGCUGCAGUCUGGGUUCUGGGGGCUGCUGUGGCUCCAGCUCUGGGGGCUGCUGUGGUUCAAGCUCAGGAGGCUGCUGCAGCUCUGGCGGUGGUGGCUGCUGCCUGAGCCACCACAGACCCCGCAGAUCUCUCCGUCACAGACACCAGAGCUCUGGUUGCUGUAGCAGCAGUGGUAGCAGUGGAUGCUGUGGUAGCAGCGGGGGCAGCAGUGGCUGCUGUGGCAGCAGCCGUGGCAGCAGCUGUGGCAGUAGCCAGCAGUCUGGUGGCUGUUGCUAA